Messenger RNA from Lingula anatina, 638 nucleotides. RefSeq names its product lectin ADEL-like. The record is from RefSeq and is a predicted model, not a curated record. Lineage: Eukaryota; Metazoa; Brachiopoda; Lingulata; Lingulida; Lingulidae.
GCUCUCGAGAUCUGAGUCGAACGACAGUUUUUGCUCCAAGAGAAAAUACAGAAGAAGAGAAAAUGGAAGGUCAAAUGAUCGUUGUAUUUAGUCUUUGCCUGAUUGGAAUGUGGGGUACAAGCGAAGCCGUAACGGGGAUCUUUGACUGUGACAGCAAUGGUUACCAAUACAAAUCAUGUUGCACAGGGGUCCGGGGUAUUUCGGCCAGUGUGAUGACCAAGAGAUCAAGAUCCUCCUGCGACGCAGGAUACUCAUUCGCUGUAAAUGGCUGUAGCCUAUGGGUCAAUCACGGGUGCAGAGCCCGCUUCUACGUCGAUUUCAACUGCAGAAAUUUGAAAACGAGCAAAGCCGAUUGCAGCAGUCACAAUUAUAAAUACGCCGAAUGUCGCGUCGGUGGAGUCAUAACUUCUAUCAAUGUGGCCAAGAAGUACUCCCGUUCCAGCUGUGACUUCAACAAAAGCUUCGGUUUCCUUGGCAACAAAAUCUGGGUAGACGAUGGGUGCAGGGCCUCUUUCACUGUCCAGUAUUGCGCUGACCGGAAGUGUUCUUGUUAAACCACGCUGUCUUCAGUGCUCCAGUAUAUCGAUAUAAAAUGUUUUAUGAACUUAUUGCGGAUAUAACUCAUUUUGAUAAAGAUA